Molecule: messenger RNA, 1379 nt
Organism: Pocillopora damicornis (cauliflower coral)
Lineage: Eukaryota; Metazoa; Cnidaria; Anthozoa; Scleractinia; Pocilloporidae
Product: CBY1-interacting BAR domain-containing protein 1
Biological process (GO): cilium assembly
Cellular component (GO): ciliary basal body; ciliary transition zone
Source: RefSeq, a predicted model, not a curated record
UUUGAAUAUAACAACGCCAGACUUUUGAACCGAUUGAUUCGCACAAAAAACACAAUAACGCUGUCUUAAUAACUUUCAAGUAUCGAUGGCUCGCCUUAACCGAGAAGAUCGAAAUUUUACAGGAUCGCUGCCAGAUUUAAAAGCCUCUGUUAAGGCUACCGAACACCAAACGAAAGUGAUCGACAGAAAAAUAUUUAUUGUUGAAACACAUUUUCCCAAGGUGGCAGCGAUGCUUCAACGCUACGCAGUAGGAACAGCCAAAUUACGAAACAAGGGCGACGAGCUGGCCAAAACAAUAGCGGCCUAUGCGGAAGAAGAAUCUCCUUCAUUGAAGCAAGCCCUUACAACUAUGUCUGAAUGUUUGUCCGCCAUUCAGGAUCAACGAGACGCAGAGGUUAGUAAAAUAGAAGAGAAACUCGUUCAAGGACUCAGCGUGUACGACACGAAAUGCAAACAGGCUAGGAACGACGUGAGGGUUAGUUCGUCUCUGUCUACAAGGGAGGUGAAGUCAUUCGAGAACCUCGAAAAAGCGCAGAUGAAAUCCACUGAUCGAACGCGGAUCGCCAGGGCUCAGGCUGAAUUUCAGAAGGCGUCUGGCGAAGCGAACCGAUCACUGAGGGUUUUACGCGAGCAGAUGAACGAGUUCGAAAGUCAAAAAAUGCGGGACGUGAAGCAGAUUUUCUCGGGGUUUGUGGUGUGCGAGAUGGAGCUGUUAGCCCGGUCAAUGGAGCUGUAUACCCGCGCGUAUCAAGGUUUGAUGAAUAUUAUCGAAGAGGAAGAUUUAGAGGAGUUUAACAAAUCCAUGACUUUAAAGCCAACCCAGUGGGGUUCAGCACCAGCUCUGUCUAAUGCCGGAAGAUAUGUAAAUCCAGGAAAUGGUAGAGAAAAUGUUUUGGAAGAAGUUGAGGACGAAAGCGACGAACUCAAUCGUACAAUGUAAACACUGAGAUUCAACGGUUCGAAGAAAAUUUCCAUUUAACUGCGCAUAAAUUAACCUUAAAGAUAUGACUUCAAAAGAUACACGUUGCCAUAUGAAGAAAAAAAUAUAAUUCAUGAUCAUAGGUUUUACUCAGAAAAAGGAGAGUACACUUAUUCUUUGGUUGAAACUUUUGGAUUAUAUUGAAUAGAACGAUGCUAUGCUGUAAAAUUAUUUACACCUCGAAAAAAGGAAAAUGAUACGCUAAAAGAAAAGUUAAUAUAAACGACCGAAUUAUUUAUACAAGGAGCAACUAUUGGAAAAAGAAAAGAAAAGUUUGCUUUACGCAAUCGUGAAGAAACAACGAAAGUUUCUAGAAGAAAUAUUUAUUUGUUGUAAGUAUCAUUAUGGAAUCUUUCAAAGACAAAGAACAGGAGAUAACGAUAUGGAGGAGUUAUAACCA